AUGGACCUCUUGUGCUUGCUCCUCAAGCGGAGCCUCGAGAAGAAUCCAUCACUGCGCUUGGUCCUCAUGAGCGCGACGGUGGAUGCAACUCAGUUCCUGGACUUCUUUUCUGGUCAAGGUGUUCAGGUGGAGCGAAAACCCAUCGUGGUCGGAUCGCGGCGCUUUCCCACGUACCCAUACUUUUUGGACGACCUGGUGAACGGAGCAUUACCUGGCUUCAUCCCACGAGUCCGUCUCGACAGGUUUGACAAAAUCGGAGGCCGCGUCGAGGUAAAUCCGCAGCUCUUCGAGGCCUCUGUGGGCAUCGUCCAGGCCGUGGCGAAGCCAGGUCUUUGCGUGCUGAUCUUCUUGCCCGGGCUUUCCGAGAUCGAGCAAGUCCACGAGGCCUUCACGCACUCGACCAGGCGCGACCAAUGCCCCCUGGAUUUCCACCUGCUCCACUCGGUGGUGCCCCACGAGCAGCAGAAGAAGGCGCUGCUGCCGCCGCCGGCUGGGCACUGCAAAGUCGUACUCUCCACGAACAUCGCAGAGUCAUCGAUUACCAUUCCCGAUGUGAGAUACGUCUUGGAUUUCGGCAUCGUGCGGAAGAUGGUUUUCGAUGAAGAGAGGGCCAUGCAGAGCUUGUGCAACACCUGGAGUUCGCAGGCGACCUGCCGACAGCGCCGAGGGCGUUGCGGCCGGCUGCAGGAAGGAGUCAUCGUUUAUCUGUUCCCCCGCAGCCAUUACGACCGGCUGCAACCGUAUGCCUCGCCAGAGGUUUUGGGAGUUCCUUUGGAGUCCAUCUACCUCAAGAGCCGUGUGCUGCUACACCAUCUUGGACCUCCGGAGGACUUGCUUCAGCAGCUGAUCGACUCCCCGCCACAGCAGCGGAUUGCUGCAGCCGCGCAGAACCUGCAGGACCUGGGCGCCCUGAAAGCCGAUGGUGAGGUCGCAUCCUUGGGCCGAAUCGCAGUCUUCAUGCCAACAACGAUCCAGCUCACCAAGCUCGUGGUUCUUUCUUGGGCUUUGGGAAUUCCAGGAGAUGGUGUGGUCAUAGCUGCUGCGCUGAGCACACAGGAUGUCUUCAAAAUGGCAGCUCCAGCCAACUGCCGGAAUCUUGAGGACUUUCCUGCACACCUCGCGCACAAUUACAUCACCCGGGCCCGCUUUGACGACGGACAGUUCUCGGAGCCGAUCAUGUAUAGGAACUUGUACAAGGAGUUCCUGACCGUUUCGAAGACCCAGGCGAGAGCCUACCACAACUGGCUGGACCAGAGCUGCGUUUCUGUGAGCCGUAUGAGCCAAUUCGCAGCGUUGGUGGUUGAGCUGGAUGCCAAGCUGGGUGCCGCUGUACCCAGUGCCAAGGCACAUCCCGCACUUCAAGCACUCUCCAGGCUCAAGAGAUCCCAGCAGCUGAAUCCGGAGGAGGUUGAGGGUCUCUUCACGAAGGAUUAUGUGCGCCUGAAAUUUGCCCUCGUGGGGGCAUUCCAGCCGUCCUUUGUGCAAGGUGAGAUCAACACCCAGAACAAGAACAAGGGGAAAAUCAACAACUGUGGCUUUGAUCCCAUGAGGACUUGCCUGUUGCAGCAGAUAAAACCUGCAGAGAUGGCAGAUGUCAACAACCUCUGGGAGUUCUGCCACAGCUUGGCCCCCACAAAGGAUGUGAGUCUGAAUGACACCGGCAAGAUUGCCUUCAUCGAGUGCGGCGAUGACCGGGAAGUUCAUGUUCCGCAAAGCGAUGUGGUGCAUCAAAUGCCGCUGGUCGCACAGCUCUUGCAUCAGUUGAUGCGGCAGCCCUGCAAGUUCAAGGUGCUAUCUGACCAAGGCAUCUGGCACGAAGCUUCGAAGAUUGGUUCUCCAAACUUCCUCAACGGCAUGAAGUGGCAUGUCAACGGGAUGCGGACAAUGGGCUCUCCUUACUGGCGCUCGAACAUGGGCUACAUGUGCGAGAUGCGCACCAACCUGAAGUGUCACUGGGGCGUUUGCUCGUCCUUGCUCGGAAGAGAAGGUCCCGAUCAGGUCCGAAUCACAGGGCUUACGAUCUUGCCGCCCCCGGGCACGAUGUCGGGCACUGUCAUGAUCCUCGCCUUCUUAAACGGUCCAUUCAAGGUGACCUUCCUCGGAGAUCCAGGAGGGUUUCACGGGGUGCAGGUGGUGGCUGAAGAUCAAGCAGGAGCACGGCCCAUGGUCUUAUCCUUUGCUCCUGGUUGGUGGGGUCCUCCGGAGAUGCCGCCAGCUCGGAAAAUCAGGGUCUUCGUGGUGGCCCUGGGCAUUGUGGUGAGCGAGCAGCCGGCGCCUUGCGUGUGUUUUUCCAGGGGACUGUUGAAUGACUUCCGGAUGGCCAUGGAUGAGCUGCUGGCAUCGCCGGAGCAGGAGACAGCUGACUAUGCGAAAGAGGCCUACGACAACCUGAUGCUCGCCAUAAGCCAGCAGCAGCGGCAAUGGGCAGGCACCAAGGAUGCAAACGCUUUCUUUCCAGAUGCAGACUACGACAUCCUGGCGCGUGGAGAUCGACGCACGGAGGCACGCCUCGUGCCACCACCCUGCGGCUGCUUGGAGCUUUACGAGGUCGGCGGUGAACAUGCGCAUCCGCAUCGGCACGCGAGGCCCAGUGGCUUUACGCUGGAGUCGCAAGGGGAACAGGCCACAUUCCAGGCAUCACCUGCGUGGCUGCGGUCGUUGUCUGCCCUAGCAAGGCACGACCUGGAGGGUGACCUGGACAUUCUGGCAGCCAAGUUUGAUUUGACAUCGGCGAGAUUGUCAGAAGUCAGGAAGCAUGGGCUGCCUGCCGGGCUCGCCAUUGACAUUGCUGGUGCGGCAAGCGCAGUCGAGGCUGCCCGCCGCGAGCUUGUGGAAGGUAUUCUGCAGUACUACGGCACCCAGGUGGAAUGGAGUGCAGCGGAGCUGCCGACAGAACCUGACGAGGAGCCACCGUCGAGGGAGAACUCAGCAAAGAGGGUAUGGGUCGGAGCUUCGACGCAUCGCACAAGGCCUGUAAGCGAGACCGAGGUGGCAGAACCUGCGCCCGAGCUGGAAGGGGAUGCAGAGAGCGGUGGCAUGUGGGGGGAUGCGCCACAGGCAACAGAGGAGGUAUCCUGGGGCCCUGCGGCAGGUGAAGACUCAGAAGCUGUUCCGGGGCUGCUGCAGGCCUUGCACAGCGUUGGCCUCGGAAGCGAGGCAGCACAAAUCGCUCAUUGGGCGGAGGAGAACGGUGCCGUCUCUGUGCAGGAGGUUGCAGAAAAUGCCAACCUCUUCGUGGAAGAGCUCGGCCUCGACUGGUCCAUCGCAGACAGGAUGCAAGGGCUGCGGUAA
This is a messenger RNA of Symbiodinium sp. CCMP2592, 3291 nucleotides long. The record is from the annotation of a GenBank genome assembly. Lineage: Eukaryota; Dinophyceae; Suessiales; Symbiodiniaceae.